Columba livia (rock pigeon) is the source of this 1588-nucleotide messenger RNA. Its product is annotated as ubiquitin carboxyl-terminal hydrolase 42-like. Gene Ontology annotation, biological process: protein deubiquitination; regulation of apoptotic process. Gene Ontology annotation, molecular function: cysteine-type deubiquitinase activity. The transcript is spliced from 13 exons. Lineage: Eukaryota; Metazoa; Chordata; Aves; Columbiformes; Columbidae. The coding region runs from base 41 to 1588 and encodes 515 amino acids. The record is from RefSeq and is a predicted model, not a curated record. Gene Ontology annotation, cellular component: cytosol; nucleus.
UCUCUUCCAAUGUGGUUUCUUGGCAGUCGUUGCUGAGGGAAUGGCUCCGCCGCAGAGGAUCCUCUUUCCCCCAGAGAAGAUUUGCAUGGCCUGGCAGCACAGCCAGAGAGCUGGAGCGGGACUGCACAACCUGGGCAACACGUGCUUCCUCAACUCCGUCCUGCAGUGCCUGACCUACACCCCGCCUCUGGCCAACCACCUGCUCUCUGGGGAGCACAGCCGGGCCUGUGGCCAGAAAGGCUUCUGCGUCAUGUGCAGGAUGGAAGUGCACGUUCAACAGGUCCUGCAUUCCUCAGCCAGUGCCAUCGAGCCUUGGGCUGUCGUCGAUUUUCUCACAGAAAUAGGAGAAAAUUUCCAGCAUGGCAGGCAGGAGGACGCCCACGAGUUCUUACGCUGCACCAUGGAUGCCAUGCAGAGAGCUUGUCUGAGAGGAAACAGCGACUUGGACAUGUCCUCUCAAGCAACCACCAUCGUCCAUCAGAUCUUUGGGGGCUUUCUGAGAUCCAGAGUCACAUGCUGGAGCUGCCAAGCGGUUUCCGAUUCCUACGAGGCCUUCCUGGAUGUUCCUCUGGAUAUCAAAGCAGCCGCAUCUGUCACCGCAGCUCUGGAAGACUUUGUGAAACCGGAGCACCUGGAUGGUGAAAACUGCUUUAAAUGUAGCAAGUGUGACAAGGUGACUGCCGCCUCCAAGAGGUUCACGGUCCAUCGCGCGCCCAAGGUUCUCACGGUCUGUCUGAAGAGGUUUGAAGCUUUCACCGGCGACAAGAUCAGCAAGGUGUGUGCACAACUGGAGUGCAACGUUCUCUUCCUGGAGCGGGUUUCCCAAAGCCGGACGCUCUGUCACAAGCUUCUCAUGUUGAGAUUUUCACGUUCCCUUCUGGGGACACUUCCUGUGAGAAGACAAGUGUGUCCUCUGCUCCCACAGAGCUGCUUUGGUCCAGAUGAGUUUCCUGACGUCGUGGAGUAUCCCCAGUACCUGGAUCUUCGCCCGUACAUGUCUCAGGCAGCCGGAGAACCGCUCCUCUACUCCUUAUACGCCGUCCUGGUGCACGGAGGUGGCAGCUGCCGUGCAGGACACUACUUCUGCUACAUAAAGGCCAGUGAUGGACUGUGGUACCACAUGGACGACAAGUCUGUGGAUCUUUGCGACAGUGACACAGUCCUCAGGCAGCAAGCCUAUUUACUGUUUUACAUCAGUUGGACAAAGGGCUUCUUCCUCGCCAGCACCACCAGAAGCCCGUUCCCUCCUCAGUCAGUGGGCGGCCGGCAGCAAGCAGUGAAGUUCUCAGUGUGCCAGAGCACCUGGGAGACCUCUGACCCUUUCCUGGGCCUGGUGCUGGAGAUCAGCGUCUCUGAUCAGGUGAAAAAAGCUGUGACCAACAGACCCAGGUCUUCACCAGUGACAGGCCAGGAAUCAGGCUGUGGCAUGGACCUCCCUGCUACAUCCAGCACCAAGAUGGGUGCACCGAAAGACUACAAACUGGCAAAAUUGAAAUCGUCCCUGUUGGCCAGUGCUGCUCUGGAGCUGAACAUCACCAUGUCGUCACCAGCACCAGCCAUGAAGCUGGUGCUUUCUGCCAAAAAGUGA